GCGCUUGCGCAUAACGCGUUUGGGGCUAGGGACCAGGGAUCGGAGACACGGAAACGCCUAACCCUGAGGCUCUCGCACCGCGCCCGGCUGACAGGGGCUAACGAGGGACCACUCAAGGCCCGGCCAGAAAAGUGGCAGCGGUCGCGUCUUCUGGACCGCGUGCACUGUUCAUUUGCAUCAUCGUCGCCCAUCCAGACAACCUCCCUGCCGCACGUUUCUCGGGCUGCCCGAGCUCACUUCCGUUUCCAAGCCAGCGUCACCCACCAACCGCGAUACGACCGACAACUGUGAUGACAGUUACUGGCGGCAUUUCGAUCUUGUUGCCCCUCAUCCCUUGUCAGCCAUAAGCGCGUUUGUUGUCGCCUGCACCGCCCUCACCAGCAACGUUUUGCCCACAAUGAGCUCGAGAAAGCGCAACCUGCGCGAGGCAAACAUCGCGUCUCCGCACGAGACCCAGGAGGAAUCCUUGAUACACCAGCUCAGAAACUCGUUCUACUUCGCAAACCUGUACCAAUGGAUCUGCAUAUUCGGCAAGGUGGUCAAGAUCGACGACAAUCUCGACAUCGAGGAUCUCGAGACCGAAUGUCUGAAGCCCGGCUCGAUGGCCCUGCAAGAUAUUGGCCUCUCCAUGCUGAAGCACCUCUCGUCGCACCGCGGGCUGACACACGAGCUCUUUGACGAAUAUACACGACGACAAUUCGCUGCAAAAAUGCCAAACAAGAAGAACCCUUUCGGAGAAGGAGAGGUCACCAAAAAAUUUGCAGACUUCGAUCUAUUCAAGAAACUUCGCACGCUAUGGCAAAUGACACAGCUCAUUAUGAUGAAACCCGAGACUAUUCGACCCAACAUGGACGAGCAACGAGUCGAUGACCAGACUGGCUGGAGAAUCGAGCCGUACGGAUGGGACCGCAAAGAUCGCGAAUACUACGUGUUGGACGACAACCGAAUGUACCGUCUCACGGCCGCUGCCCCCCCUGCGGCUCCUCCCAAGAAAAACUCCCAGAAGGCCAGAGCAGCAGCCCGCGCCGCCAAGCGCAGACGUCUUGUGGCUUCUGCAGAUGACACAAGCAACAACGGCGACGACGACACGGCCAGCGUUUCCGAAAUCAACGAACAGAAUGAUCACGUCGACGAAGAUCCCAUGGGCGGGGCUACGUGGGAGUGCAUCGCCAUCACCCUUGACGAGGUUCGCAGAUGUAUCGAGCCGUUCAAAAAGACGAAGGACCCCAAUGAGAGGAUCUUGCGGGAGCAGAUCGAGGGACACCUCGUGCCCAUACUUGAGAAGCAAGAAGAGUCUCGGAAGCGCAAGAUGAUACAGCGAGAAAAGGAGCUCCUGAGCCUGCAGAAGAUGGCUCACGCGAAGAGAUCAAGUCGCCUGGCCGGCAAGGCCGAGCAGCGCAGACAUGAAGAGGUUGAGCGCGAAGAGCGCGAGAAGCGCCAGGCGGAGGAGGCGGCUGCCCGCAAGGCUGAAGAGGAGAGGAUCAAGAUGGAGAAGGAGCGUGGCCAUCGGAUGAUGUCCAGAGAGCAGCGGGUUCGUGACCGCGAGGCCCGACGCAUCCAGCACGAGGAAGAGCUGGCUCAGCUCUCAGAGGGAAGCAAGGGUCCUGAAGCCGGACGCCUGUCUGAGCGUCGCCUGAAGGCGGAAAUCGAGAAAAAUAAGCAGGCACUCAAGGAGUUGGAAGAGGAGGAGGAGGAGUGGACCUUCGACUGCGUCUGUGGCCUGCAUGGGCAGGUCGAUGAUGGCGAGCACUCGGUUGCCUGCGAGCGAUGCAAUGUCUGGCUGCAUAGUAAGUGUCUCGGCAUUGCUGAGGAGGAAGCAGAGCGAGACGAUUUCCACUUCAUCUGCAGCCACUGCCAGCAAACCGAGCGAGAGAGGAAGGAGAAGCAACAACAGCAGAAGCACCCGCAAAAGAUCAAGGUCAAGACUAAGGAGCCGUCCUCGACUACCUCAACGCCCGGCGCCAAACUCAUUUCUACGACGCCAAUUCCGCUGCCGCAGAUACCGGGCAUGAACUCGAACCCUCACACCGACGUCAGGUCGAAGCAAUCUCCACACACCGGUGGAGCACAGCUGAAUGGGGUGUCGCUGCCUUCCGCCAGCGCUUCUACCAUCGCGAAACCUCCAGAGCCAUCUCCACAGAAGCACUCUUCGCCUCCAGCCGACAGCGCUACUGCCGCACAGACGUCUUCAACUGCGCUUCCUCAGCCGCCGUGGGCGUUGCCUGCGCGGAAGUUGUCGCUCAACGGGGUGGCGCACAACCCCUUUUCCUCACCACACCCAAGUCUACUGCCUCCAGACCAGUCACCCAACAAGUCUCGUGCUUAUGGCAGCAUUUUCAACUCAUCCAGCCCAGCGGCCCAGAAAGAGCUAGACACGGACCUAUCACUUGGCGAUCGCCCGGUCCUACAUCCGACCGCAAACGGUGCCGUGCCUAGUUCCGGGACGCCUUCCAAGGGAACAAAGGAGCUCUUAACUGCUUCCCCACAAAAGCCGUCACAGACUCCACUGAGCUCCGCGAGCAACUCAAAAGUCCUGGAUCAGGUGUUGUCCUCACCAACAUCAAUGACAACGCCACGGCUGAGCCCCAGUCGCCCAGAGGACAGUGAUCCCCUUCCGCCCUCCCGCGGCGGACUGUCUCCUACAAAGAACUCCCCAUCCCUGUCGGCCGUCAAGUCCAGCCCGGCAAAUGCUCGGCUGCCACCCGUCGAAUCGCUGUCACCCUCGCCCCAGCAGGUGGAUUUGACGCCUCCUGUCAAGCAUGAUGGUGAGCGUUCUCGCCCCGUGUCGCAGCAUGGCACGGGGGCUUCGUGAUUCUUGGUGGCUGUUGUGUGCCACACGCUAGCUUCGAAGCUCUGCCGCGUAUUUACCCAGGAAUUCAAACGAGAGAUUAGCAAGCCUGUUACCAGCUGGGUCGAUGAAUUGGCACAGAUGAAGGGGCCACUUGCCUGCCUCGUUCCCUCUAGAUGGGAUUACAUGUAGCAAGUGACCAGUGAGAAUUGGAUAGCUCGGUGCGCCUGGAGAUGAGAUGGCGCUCGUGAAAAGCCUGGAAUUGGUGGUCCCUGGCGCAGAGCAGGAGCAUAUCGGGGCCGAGAUUUCGGACAAGUCAUGAUUGGUUCAGGAAAGAUACCAGUAUAGAGGUCAUGAACACAUCACGAGCUUAGAUUUAGACGGUAGUCCAGCAUCUCAUAAACAAAUCAAGCAAGCAUGAUAUUCAUCCGGAUGACGGUGCCAAGUUUAGCAAUCUCAGCUCUCCAUGCUCAGCAACCGAAGAUCUACUACUUGUAUUUUCUUCUCUGUGCGCCCCCAAAAGCGCCUCGCAGGUUUUGCCCACCUCGGAAUGCGCUCGUGACCGUGUACGGCUGCACGUAUGAAGUGUCGUCGACACGCGUGCGCGCGAUGAGAGCAAGGACGGAGCAGAACAACAAGCUCCCAUCGCAAAAGCUUCGUGAUGAGACUUGCACAAUAUCGGCAACAAUGCCAAGGCGCCGCCUCAAAGCUCGGCCGUAGUCCAUCCCAGCCUGGACAUCAGCUUACUAGUCAACCGCUCGAUUCGGCGGUCCUCAGCCAUCGCAAACCCCCAAGCCACCACACCGAGCCCCGGGCCGGGAUCUAGACGGCAAUCUCCAUAUAGUGAUCGGUGGCGGCCAGCCACACCGCACGAGAGAGGGCUAGGUUGGUCACCCGGCGCCAUGGGAAACAGCCUCGUCGAUCCACCACGACCUGGCCUCAACCGUUCGUUCCCCUCUCACCAACCUCACGCUUACAAAUCAAACGACUCCAAGAUAUCGAGGAUCUCGGCUCAGGCGCUUCCCGGACUUGGUUCCUCUGUCUGCCCGUUCCGCCUCAAAUCACACAAUCCCCUAUACAUUGGUGAGGCGGACAUUGAACGAAUGACGCAAAGGCACGUGGGAGACCCUGCUCGUCCACCAUCAAUCACCCUGCGACACAUCUCAUCCCUCUCAUCUCAGAUACACACAACACAGGAACAAAGAGGUGACAGAUGAAACUCGUCCCGUCAGGUGACAGCUCUCACCGACUACUUUCGGGCUGUCAUCAUUCUCCUGCUGCUCGCUGUCACCGACUGUCAUAAUAAAAAAAAAGGAAAAAAGAAAAGAGAGGCGCCGCCGCACACGGCGUCUAGAAUCAACUGGCAUCAGCGCCCGAGAGCGCCACCUUUCCUGUCAUCGAUCGUGAAAGUGAAAAAAAAAAAAGAUGGCAAUCUGCAAAUCAGAUAGAUAACCCCUGUGGGAGGGUCCCACCAUCUCAAAAGUUUCCGUCUCUCCUCCCGCCCAGGGUUCCCAUGUGAUGCGAUUCUGAUCUGAUGACCAGAUGAACCCUGUUCUUUUGUAGUGUCAAGCUCAAGCCUGUCCAUCCCGGGCGGCAAGCAAGCAAGCAAUGUCAGGUUUUAUUUUCGGGCCUGACGUUGCGAACGGGCCUGAUCGCCUGGUUGGUAACUUGAUGAAGAGAUAGCUAGAUACGAGUUAUAUGCCCCAGAAGGGACAUUGCAUGACAUCGCGAGUCGACUCAACAAGGACAGACAGUCUCGCGGUCUGACUCGGGUGCGAGGCCCGAUCAACGACGGCCAGCUGGGGCACGGGGGGUGGGGGACCAUAGGAAGGAGACUAAAUACAAGGCUCACGGGCCGUGGCCGACAGCUGACGAAAAGAGGUUGGCGGGGGUGGGCAGAGGAGGGAAAGUGCUCCCACCCCAUGAGCAAGUGCUUGGACCCGUAGGUCAGGCAGAGGACGCCAGGCCCGACUCAUCCAGAGAGAGGCCAUUCCAGACCCACACGCUAUGUGACUCGUCGGAGAGCAUCUCACUAGCCGUAUGGACACACGCCCCGCGUGGUACGAACCGUUGGUCAGAGCGCAUAGGAAGGAGGCUGGAGACUGAGCUGAGACAGCUGGGAACGCGGACAUGUGCGGCGAACGCCUGGGGAAGAGACACAGGCACGAGCGGACAGGGGAUGGGAGUAUGGAAGCAAGAAGAGAGACACUUUUGGCCCACGUUUUGUUGGUUAGAGCGUGAUGGUCAUGGUGAUGCGUUUGUGGUGGGUUGGAUGCCCCGGGGGUUGGUCUCGAGGUGUGUGUGGAACCACAUCGGGUUGGUUGUGAGACAACAAGAUAGCUAGACAAGCGGUUGAGGCGGCUAUGUCUUGUCCAGCCGACGGGGACAGAGGGUACGUAUACGGCAAGCAACGGGAGACGAAGAAACGGACAUAUUGGUGCGGCGUGGUCGAGAAAUGAUCAUAGAUUUCUUUGGCAACAGAGAUAGCCCCAGAGCCAUCUCGCGGCCCAUCUCGAGAAUCUUUGAUCGUCUGCUCGUUAGGGGCCUUUGAUAUUGGCUAGUGACGGCGGUGAUGGAGGAGGUUGUGCGAGAGCCUUUGACGCUCGACUCGCUUGACACGAUCGACGUUGUUCUGUGACCCAGAGCGCAUCCUUUGAAGGCCUCUUUAUCCUGAGAUGAAAGCAAAGCACGCAUGUAUAAAGGUGCAGGGCAAUCAACUGUGAGGCCCGUCUGGGGCAUCGCGAGAAACGUAGGACCACCACCACACCGGCAUUUCUGCGACUAGCAGCAGCAGCGGUGCAUUCCAAGCACAGCCAGAGGAGAGGGAGAGACCCGCACAUCGCCUGCAGGGGACUUGGGCCAAUCCGUUCUCCUGCCUAGCCCAAGCUUGGACUGAAGCAAAGAUGGCGAUGGACUCAGCCAACGCCAUGAUGAGCAACUUACCUCGCCUUACCUGCCCUACCGUCCGCAUCGGCGGCUCCCGGGCGAGUGCGAGCAACCCCGUCCAGCCUGCCCGAGCAUGAUGAAUCAAUCAGGUCAGUCUCCUCCCACUUUCCUCCCCGCCACUAGACUCCUGCUCCUCCUCCGUCCUGUGCGACUGCUGUUCAAACAGACCGGCGCUAAUGCAGCCACCCGUUAAGGCGUGCAGGGAUGCAGCUGUCUGGUCCAGCACAACAGUGGCCAUCUGCAGGUCCAGGCCGCAGCUUGCAGCUGAACGAACACCGCUCCAUGAGGGGACGCAUCUGCGAAACAGCUUCCCAAACCACCAUAGCACAGCAGCCUGUGCGGCCUAGCCUGACACUUGACAGCCUUGUGCCGCUCGACUGUUCGGGACGGCAGAGAGAUUGAGCUGCCAAGAGGGCGAUAAGGCGGAUGUCGCGGCGGAACGGUGGAUCGGAUGGGAGGAAAGCGACGGCGCACCCCCGGACCGCAUUUAGGAUUACCAGGCCGUUGCAACUAGCUCACUGCCCCCUGAUCUCAAAGGAAUGCGGGAGAGGCUCGCCUGUGCGGCCAAUCACGGCCCAGGGACGCUUCCGGCAACCAACCAGUGCCACACGGUGGCUCAUUCCAACAGACAACAGCGAGCAUGAGGCAAGCUGCGGGUGUCUCAGGUACCAUCUUGCAGCCAGGCACGCUGUUCAGGUACCGCUAUGCCUGGCUCCUCUCGUCUCCAGCGGCGGAUGCCCGGCUCUGUUGGUGCUGACGCGAGUUGAACCUGACCUGGAAUGGAAAGGAUAGAAUGGCAACGAGCCUGCUCAGGUGGUUACACCCGUGCCCCAAGGACCAACUCGAGUCUUUCCCACCCCCCUAAUCCCCUCCAUCACCUGGUCUAGGCGACGGGGAAUCGGAUCAGUUGAUCCAAUAACCGAAGCUUGCCUCGGGGGGGUCUCACGGCUGGGCGCGCGAACAGGUGGAGCGAGCAGCAGUGUUGCCCAUGCCCAUGCCCAUGCCCAUGCCCACGCCCGCGCCCAAGCACAUGCUCAUGCUCAUGCCCAUGCCCAUGCCCGAACUUGCAGCCCAAGUACAAACUGGAACCAGUUGACCGUGUGUUGUUUGCAGGCGACCCAACGCCCUUCACUCCAGACCAGUUGGGCCGUCCAGGUGCUACACGCC
Molecule: messenger RNA, 6901 nt
Organism: Diaporthe batatas
Lineage: Eukaryota; Fungi; Ascomycota; Sordariomycetes; Diaporthales; Diaporthaceae
Exons: 5
Coding region: 398-2812 (804 amino acids)
Biological process (GO): regulation of DNA-templated transcription
Cellular component (GO): RSF complex
Source: RefSeq, a predicted model, not a curated record